Messenger RNA from Photinus pyralis (common eastern firefly), 2250 nucleotides. RefSeq names its product gastrula zinc finger protein XlCGF46.1-like. The record is from RefSeq and is a predicted model, not a curated record. Gene Ontology annotation, biological process: regulation of transcription by RNA polymerase II. Bases 312 to 1781 code for a protein of 489 amino acids. The transcript has 3 exons. Gene Ontology annotation, molecular function: RNA polymerase II transcription regulatory region sequence-specific DNA binding; DNA-binding transcription factor activity, RNA polymerase II-specific. Gene Ontology annotation, cellular component: nucleus. Lineage: Eukaryota; Metazoa; Arthropoda; Insecta; Coleoptera; Lampyridae.
UGCUCCAAGUUGCUCGGCAAUGAAGACGUACAACAGCAAACUGAUUGUGGAUGGAAUAUUAAAACUCAGUUUUCCGACGAUUUUGAAUGUGACUUCAGUCAACACACAAGUAGUAAGCUGCAGGAAAUGGUCGGUUCCCGUUGGCGCGGGAAUUUGAGGUGAAGUUCAGCUUCAAAUCUAAUCUAAUGGGGGAUACAGUGUAUAAUAAAACCCAUCGCUCCGCCAUUGGACAUAAAGCCCUUUGAACAUGUACAGUAGCUACAGCCAGAGCUUUAUCUACUUCCGCACCGGCAACUAGAGACCGUAAUGAUAUGGAUGAAAAUGGUACUGCACCACUGAUUAAAAUCGAACCAAAACAAGAACAAGAAAUCCAUUCAGAUCUUCGGGGAAGUAUUUUAGUAAGCAACGAAGCGGUGGUUACAGUAAAGGACGAAAUUACCAUCACUGCACAGUGUUCAAAAUCGCUCAAUAUUGAAGGGGUACAACAACAAACUGAAUGGAGUUGGGAUAUUAAAACUCAAAUUUCCAACGUUAUUGAAUGUGACUUUGAACAACACACAACAGACAGGGGUCUGCAAGGUAAACAACAUCUAUUGAAGCAUAAUGUUUCUAAAGGCUUUAACUGUGCUCAUUAUGAUUAUGGAACGAAGAAUAACCAACUGUUUCAACAGCACAUUUUAACACACAAACGUAAUGCGCUACAAUGCCCUAAUUGUGAUUACAAAAUACAUAAAAAAUAUCUCUUAAAACGACACCUUUUAAAACAUAAAAUUUCUAAAGAUAUUAAAUGUGCUCAUUGUGAGUAUAGAACAAAUAAUAAACGUAAUCUGAAACGCCACCUUUUAAACCAUGUUGAUUUUAAAUUUUUUAAAUGUGCUCAUUGUGAUUUUGGAACAAAUGAUAGGCAAUGUCAUAAACUACACCUUUUAAAACAUACCUAUUCUACAUAUCUUAAAUGUACUAGUUGCGAUUAUAAGACAAAUAACAAAUACCGCUUUAAACGGCACCUUUCAAAACAUUCCUAUUCCAAAGAUUUUAAAUGUGCUAAUUGUGAUUACGAGGCAAAUAGCAAAUACUGCUUAAAACAACACGUUUUGAAACACACCGGUUUUAAAGAUUAUAAAUGUGCUGAUUGUGAUUACAAGGCAAAUAACAAAAACUACUUAAAACGUCACCGUUUAAUACAUAUCGAUUCUAAAGAUUUUAAAUGUGGUACUUGUGGUUAUCACACAACUGAUAAAUACUGCUUUAAACGACAUCUUUUAAAACAUUCCAAUUCUAAACAAUUUAAAUGUGCUCUUUGUGAUUACGAGACCAAUAUCAAAUACCACUUUAAACGACACCUUCUAACACAUACCGAUUCUAAAGGUUUGAGGUGUGCUAAUUGUGAUUACCAAACAAAUGAUAAAUACAACUUUAAGCAACACCUUUUAAAACAUACCGAUUCUGAAGAUUUCAAAUGUGCUAAUUGCGAUUACAAGGCAAUUAACGAAUACUGCUUAAAACGACACCUUUUAAAACAUAUCGAUUCUAAAAAUUUUAAAUGUGCUCAUUGUGAUUACGGAUCGAAUAAUAAACGGUAUCUUAAACGACACCUUUUAAAACAUGUAGAUUCUAAAGAUUUUAAAUGUGUUCAUUGUGACUAUAGCACAAAUAUUAAACGAUAUCUUACACGUCACCUUUUAAACCAUAUCGAUUCUAAAGAUUUUAAGUGUGCAAAUUGUGAUUACGAGACAAAUAACAAAUACCACUUUAAACGACACCAUUUAACGCACACGUAGUUCUAGGAGGGAUAUUUGUAAAUGUUACGAGGUGCUCACUUCAAAAAAACAAAAUAAAAACCAAGUAUUAAUAGCUUAAGCAUUUGGAAGGACCAAAACAGGUUUUUUUUAUAUUUACAUGAAUUUCUGAAAACCAAUUUUGACUGGGAAUUAAACGGCUUAAUAAGAAAAGUUAUCGUUGUAAUUUGCAAUUUUGAUAAAAAUACAAAACACUGCCAUUUACAUAGCUAGGAGAAAGUGUACCUUAGCUUUAUCAUUUACCUCCCUCACCACUAGCAACCGCAAUUUAGCAUCAUACUGUUGCGUAAACUGCAGGGGGUCUCGUUUCUCUACGUUGAAAUAAUACCGACGAUGAGAGCGAACCACCCUGUAGUUGAAAAUUUAAGUGCUGUAAACGUAAUUUAGGUUUAGUGUUAAGCCGGAUUUAUAGUUCCGUAGCCGUAAGAACGGAACCGUAAAAUCUUACGUU